Armigeres subalbatus is the source of this 597-nucleotide messenger RNA. RefSeq lists its product as uncharacterized. NCBI's taxonomy places the organism in Eukaryota, Metazoa, Arthropoda, Insecta, Diptera, Culicidae. The coding region runs from base 1 to 597 and encodes 198 amino acids. The transcript has a single exon. The record is from RefSeq and is a predicted model, not a curated record.
AUGAGAAUCCUAAUCGAAGGCUGGCCAGAUAGGAAGGAAGAGCUGAGUGAUGAUUUGCUGCCCUACCGUGCAUUCCAGAACGAGCUACCAACGUUCCGAGGAGUGAUCUUCAAGGGAGAUCGGAUUGUGGUACCAAAAUUCCUUCGCAAGAAGCUGAUAGAGAAAUUACAUUUCGCUCAUCUGGGUGUCAACUACACGCUGCGUGCGGCCAGAGAAUCAUUUUUCUGGCCGGGAAUGGCGGAUCAAGUCAGUAACUACGUGCGGAACUGCGUGGUAUGUAUGGAAUUCAGCGCCAGUCAAUGUAAGCCUCCGAUGUCAACACACCAGAUACCGGAGUAUCCUUUCCAGAGAGUAAAUAUUGAUUUGGGUGAGAUCAAGCAGGAAGGGAAGAAAACGGUCAUGAUGGUUACGGCAGAUAGCUACUCUGACUUUGUUGAAGUAGAUUUCCUCAGCGAUACGAAGACAAGGACCAUCGUCAAUACUUGCAAGUGUACGCGCGACAUGGCACACCGCAAGUUGUUGUCACUGACAGCGGUCCCCAGUUCGACAAUGAAGAAUGGACGAAGUUUGCAAAGGAUUGGAGCUUCAAGCACGUGA